AUGAAUCUCGCGGCAACACGAAACAGUGCCCUUGUACAGUGUCCUCAAGAUAGCGCUUUGGCAUUCACGGCGAUAUGGUAUCAUCCUGUCGACAGCGCUGCAUUUACGAUCUGCUCGAGGUGCUAUGAAGAUCAACUUCGCCAUUCACCCUUUGCGGUCAAAUUCGCAGCGAAGCGACUCGCAGCAGACCCUCAUCGAUUUUGUCUGUGGAAUACGGAACGAGUAACUCAGUUAAAAGGGCAGCAUCUUAGCAACAGCAACUGGGAUUCGAUUCACCGCUACAUGAUUGCGAGACGAGAGAUUCCUAAUUGCACAGGACCGACUACUGCGGUCACAGCGGAGCCAAAUGCGAACAACUAUCGCUGGUAUAGCCUGAGGAACUCCGAGAUCGAUGGCUUCGUUUGUUGCAAAGCAUGUUACGAGGACACUGUUUGCGCAACCACUUUUGCAGACAGAUUUAUUCUUGAAGACUUCGGUGUCAAUGGUCAGAGUGCCACGUGUGAUAUGUGCAUUGGAUUUAUCAAGAAGGCAAUACUGCAACACUCUCCGUCACAGAACUGGGCUACGUUCAUUGAAUGGGCACGCGCAAGAAUGAAAAUCCCAGCUUGCAAAGACUUAACAGGUGCCGCGUGCGCAUCCACGCUUUGGUACAUGCCAAACCCUCCGAUACAUGGCGUCCUGGUUUGCGGCGCCUGCUUCCAUGAUGGAGCAGAUCUUUCUCCUCUGGCGUCACAUUUCAUACAGAUUCAGAUACCGGAGAGUAGAAAGCAGGAAGUCUGGGAAUGUGCGAACUCGCAGACGCAACUUGGCAUGUUAGUUGCCUGGAACGAGGCGUGUGCGAAGAAGAUUAUUACUCUCUGGCAUAAUGCAGCGCACGUUAUUCCAGGGCUACCUCCCUGUACCAAAGAUGGGAUUAGAAACGGGAUAUGGUAUACGCUGGAUGGGUGUCCCGACUUCAAGAUUUGUGGUCGAUGUCUUACAGGCAUUAUGCAAACAUUUGGGCUGAGAAACUACUUCAGACAAAUUGGAGGGCCAGCUGAUGGCUCACCAUAUAUCUGCGAUUUAUUCCCCGGCGUACCACGAGCGCUAAGCUAUUUCCCAAAGCUCGACGAAGCAGUGAUACUGAGCGAUUUCUCCAUCUUUCAUAGCUUUGUCGCGAGACUAGCACCUCUUGCCACCUGCCCAAAAGAUGGUCCGUACAAAAAUCGUCGCUGGUACUGCGGUGAGGAAGCUACGAUUUGCGAGAGCUGCUUCGAGGAAGCUAUCCGGGACACCAGUCUUGCACAUACGUUGACAUUGCGCCAGCGUCCAGACGAGUGUAUCUGUGACGCCUAUUCUCCACGCAUGCGCGGCCUAUGGAACAAAGCCUGUGCGGAGAAUAACAUUGAAUCCUUUAAUUUAGCCCUUCGUGAACGCAUGCAAGUGUAUCUAGCCACCGUGCCCCGGAUGCGAAACAUUCUGGAAGUCACCAAGAUGAGAAUGAAUACGCAAAGCACGCUGUUCAUGUCAUCCAUCAUGCUGCAAGGAGCGAACAACAUCGUUGCCGCAUCGAGGACGCAUAAUCCGUACCUAUAUGGCAAUUCGCACAUUGGGUACAAUUGGGAGACUCCUUCCGGUGCACAGGGAGCGAUGCAGUUCCAGCAAGCACUCAAUAUGAACAUUGCGCCUACCGGUGAUAUGGCUGAGAUGAAACAGCUGGGUGACCUUUGGAGACGGUAUGAAUGA
This is a messenger RNA of Talaromyces atroroseus, 1725 nucleotides long. RefSeq lists its product as hypothetical. The record is from RefSeq and is a predicted model, not a curated record. The transcript has 2 exons. The coding region runs from base 1 to 1725 and encodes 574 amino acids. Lineage: Eukaryota; Fungi; Ascomycota; Eurotiomycetes; Eurotiales; Trichocomaceae.